AGAAUGCCGGUUGCAUGUGAGCAAGGGCUUCCUAGGACAAUGUGGCUGGACCGGUCGACAAGCCAGUUUGGUUACCGCGUGGCUCAACGCGAGAGGAAUGCCCAGCCCAAGCUCGUGAGUUGCGUCCAGAGGCGAGGAGAUGUCGCCGGCCGAAGCAAGCUCGUGCUGCCGGCUCAAUGGUUUCUCGCAAUUGGCACGAUGGAUUCUGCCUGCAAGGAGCGUGAGAGCAAAACGCGUGGCUGCUGCAUGGUCAUCUAUCAGGCCGUUGCCACUCAUCCGCCCCCCCCCCCCCACCCGGGCCAAAAAUGGGGAGCGGCCUGCCGGUUUCGCCGCCGCGGACACCGCCGAGCGCGACGCCUAUUUAAACCGCCCCCUCUCCUCUUUCCACGCCUUCCUUGCUCGGUCCCGGAUCCAUCUUAGGCGGGCGAGGGCUAGCCGAUCCAUGUGGGCGCCUCGUUGUUGAGGGCCAGAGCUCGCCAUGGCCGGUCGGUCCACCAAGGCCCAUCAUCACCACCGCGCCGAGGCGUCGUCCCCGGCGACCUCGGUGGCCGUCGCGGCGGCAAGGGCUAACGACGCCCCGCGGUCACGGGCACGGGCGCGGGAGCGGGAGCGGGAGCCGCAGCCACAGGAGGCGCAUCAGCUGAGGCGGUCCGCGGCGUUCCCGCCGCGACGACAGCUGCACCAGCGCUGCAGCAGCGAGCGGAACAUCAUGCAGCACGGCGGGUGCGGUGAGGUGGCCGGCGGCACCGCGGCCGGGUGCGCCGCCGUGUGCUGCUGCUUCCCCUGCGUCAUGGUGGAGGUCGUCGUACUCGCCACGGUGCGCGCGCCCGCGGCGCUAUGCCGCAAAGCCGCCCGCGCGCGCAGGGGGCGCCGGCGCUCGGCCUCCGCGGGGCAGGCGGCGGAGAUCUACGAGCUCCUCGUGGACGACGGCGGCGUCGUGGAGUCCGGCGCCGGCGCCGCCGAGGCGGUGGCGUUGCCCGUGAAGCCCGGCUUGGACGAGACGGAGGAGCUGGAGAAGGAGGUGUGGGCGAGGUUCUACGGCGCCGGCUUCUGGAGGAGCCCGUCGCGGCUCGGCGACGAGAUCAGGUGAUCGGAGCAGGCCCGCGAGCGAUGCGUAGGCGCGCUUCUGCUUGCGCGUUCUUGAUUGGGUUUCCUUCGUUUUUCGGGGAAGGAACCAAUGGAGAGGGGGAAAAAGAAACUACUACUGUCUGCCCCAUGCUGCGUUCUUGUUCCAUCCUUGUUUUAUUUUUCCUCUCUCUUUUCGGUUUCUUGAAGGGAAAAAUAAUUCUCUUCUACGACGCUACUGAAUGUAAUUAAAUGUAUAUAUUGAAUUA
Messenger RNA from Phragmites australis (common reed), 1334 nucleotides. RefSeq lists its product as uncharacterized. NCBI's taxonomy places the organism in Eukaryota, Viridiplantae, Streptophyta, Magnoliopsida, Poales, Poaceae. The coding region runs from base 479 to 1090 and encodes 203 amino acids. The transcript has a single exon. The record is from RefSeq and is a predicted model, not a curated record.